Pungitius pungitius (ninespine stickleback) is the source of this 2484-nucleotide messenger RNA. RefSeq names its product fibronectin type III and SPRY domain containing 1-like (gene fsd1l). The record is from RefSeq and is a predicted model, not a curated record. The transcript is spliced from 13 exons. The coding region runs from base 93 to 1568 and encodes 491 amino acids. Lineage: Eukaryota; Metazoa; Chordata; Actinopteri; Perciformes; Gasterosteidae. Gene Ontology annotation, molecular function: protein binding.
CCGGAAACAGCUGUGUAUCUUGUAUCUGACUCCACUUCCGGUCGGUGUCCUUCCUCCCCCUCUGCGUCGCUCUCCCCCUCUCUCUUAUUCAGAUGAUGGACACUCAGAAGGAAGCUCUGUGCAGGAUCAUCAGCACGUUGGCCAAUAAGAAUGAAGAGCUCCAAAGCUUCCUGGAGGCAGUCGACAACACACUGACCGGACUCCAGGAGGAGUCAUUAAAAGUGACUGCAGAGCUGGAGGCGGAGCUUGAGCACCUAAGCUCCGCCCUGGAGGAGAAGGGGGCGGAGCUGCGUGAUGCCAUUAAAGAGGAGAAGCAGAGGAAAGAGGCGGGGCUUCAGAAGCAGAUGGCGGAGGGGGGGGCGGCUCUGCUCUCCUGUGAAGAACUCCUCCAGUUCGCAAAUCACACGCUGACCAUCACCAACGAAGAAGAAUUCCUAAAAGCUGCGAAACAAAUCAAAGAAAGGGUAACCAUGGCUCCGGCGUUCCGGCUGACGACUCGUCUGGUGGCGUCGGAGAACAUGUCACAAUUUAAUGUUGACUUCAGCGCGGAGAGGGCGGGGCUUCAACGCCUUCACUUCCUACCAGUACCCAGAGCUCCGGAGAUCGACGUCUCCAGUUGUGUUGUCUGUGAUAAUGACAUCACUGUUGCCUGGCAACCGGCCGGUGAGGCUGAGGGCGAUGGCGGACAGCGACGCUACGAACUUGAGUACCGCAAAACGAACCGGGACGACUCGCUGAGGGCGGCGGGAGAUGCAUGCUGGGAAAAAAUACUUGACAUCAGUGACACACACGUCACCAUCUCAGGUCUGAAGUUUGAAACUCGCUUUGUUGUCAUUCGAGUCCGAGCGAAGAACAAAGCGGCCGCCGGCGAAUUCUCCGAGCCCGUUGUCAUGGAAACGAGAGCGUUCAGCUUCGGCUUCGACGCAGCGACGGCUCACGCUGAGCUGAAGGUUCAGGGCGACACUGUGACCUGGGAGCCGCAGGGGGUCAAAGGUCACGACCCCCGGCUGAGGGGAAAAGAGAACAAGAGCAGCAGCCGCAGCGCCACGCCGUCGCCCAAUAAGAACGCAGGAAGCCGAGCAGGACGCGACCGAUUCGCCGGAGAAUCGUACACAGUGCUGGGUGACAAGGAGAUGGCCGGCGGGUGUCAUUACUGGGAGCUCCGCCCCCUCGCCGACUGGAAGUCCUUCAGUGUAGGCGUGGCCUAUCGUGCCAGCCUGGGCCGCUUUGACCAACUGGGGAAGAGCUCGGGCUCGUGGUGCCUCCACGCCAGCCAAUGGCUGCAGAGCUCGCUGGCAGCGAAGCACAACAACAAGGCCAAGGCGCUCGAUUGGCCGCUGCCUCAGCGAAUCGGAGUCUACUGCGACUACGACAACGGUGACCUGUCGUUCAUCGACGCGGAGCGACGGCGCCUCCUCCACUCCUUCAAAACAAAGUUCAGCCAACCGCUGCUUCCUGCCUUCACAGUUUGGUGCGGUGGUAUCACCAUAGCAACAGGCCUGCAGGUGCCAAGCUUCAUGGGUAAUUUCCUUUCGACCAAUCAGAGCCUCAGCAACCUGUCGCAGUAGAUUGACUUCCUCACCUGCUUUCAUUUAGUUUUUGAUAAUUAUCAUUAAUUUAUUAAUUUUAUACAUUUGUAUUUAUUCAUUUUAAAUUAUAAUAUAUAUGUGCAUUUAUUUAUCAAAUAUGAACUGGAAUUAUAAAAUAAAUGUGACAUUUUAAGAUCUUUACUAUAUAAGAUAUUUUGAUUAUGGUUGUCUGCUCUGUUUUGACAGUUUGGACCUCAAGCAUCAUUUUAUUUCUGUGUGCUUUUACUUUGAAGAUGUGUUAAUAUUGUCUGUUUCCUCUGGCUUUUAUUUUGACUGAUUUUUUGAAACAGGAAAGCAGGAUCAGAAUUGCUGCUGUUUGCAAAUAGUUUAUUCCCCGGGAAAAUAAAGAUUUAUUCAAACUUUAAAUGUCAGAAAGGAGACAGCAAAGACUUAAGCGGCUUCCAGUAACGUGUUUUUAAAUUUCAGAAUCAUUUUAAAGAUCAGACAGCCAUCAGAAAGAAAGGCCUAUUUCCAUUAGCUUUUAUUUUGAAGGUUGUAACAACAAGCUGUGGAUUAUUAUUAUUAUUGAUAAGGAAGCUAUCUGUUGAGUUUGUGUGAAAUACUUUUAUGAAAUACUUGAAUAGAUUUUGUGUUGUGCAUUCCUACUGGAUUUUAUUUUGACGGUAAUAAUAGAACUUUUACCGGCACUUUGACCAAAUGACUGACUUUUAUUUUGAAAAUACAUUUUCAAAUUGCACUUUUUUAGAUUUUGCCCACAAUCAGGGUGGAAUUUGUUUUCCAUCAAUAAGAAGAAAUGUUGAUAUCGUACCUGGAAUUAAAGCUUAUACUGAAAAUAUUUAUUGAAUCAUAAACUAUUCAAAUCGUCUGUUUGAAAUGUUUUGUAUCAAACAUUUUGUCGAACUGUGAAAAAAUAAAAGUUUACACCUGUGGAGAA